GAGUUAGAGGCCAAUGAUGCAAAGGCCCUGGUGGAGCUGUGGCCACUAGGGAGUUUCCUGGUCACCGGACAUGACCCCAGCCAAGUCCUGGUGUUGAAGACAGGACCUUCACCAGGAGAAGUCAACACCUACAGGAUCCAGAAAUUGCCUGGAGGUGUGUCCCUGGAGACCUCCAACCUCUGCAUGCCAGACCUGYCCCACCUCCUGGCCUUCUUAUCAGCUAGCAGGGAUGUUUUGCCUAAAACACUGCUCCUGCCCUCUUCUACUCUGGUGCCCGGAAAGAAAUACAAAGAUUCUGUGCAGGUUGGCAGGGUACAAGGUGACCCCUCAGGGGGGGCGCUGUCUGUGGUGAACCAGCUCUACCUGGAGACGCACGGAAGCUGGGGAACAGAGCAGAACCCCCAAACGASGGAGCCAGAGACUGCCCAGAGGCAUGAUCCAGCCGCCAGGAACCCCGCCCAGCACCGGGUCUCCUGGGUGGAAGGGCCGCUCAGCCCAGAGGUGCGCCCUCCUGGGCCGGCUCUGGCCAGUCUGGUGGAGGAGAAAGAGGAGGAGGACGAAGACAAUGACCCCUACAAGGAUGACGUGGAAGCCCCGGAGGACGUGCUCACUGUCCACGUCCGAGCUCUGGCCAGGGCGCGGAGCAGCUACGUGGCCAGGCAGUACCGGGGCUUCCGGGCCCGCCUCACCUCGGAUUCCGUGGGUUCCCACAGGCCAGGAGACCCGGCCACCGAGCUGCUGCAGGAUGUGCGGCACCUCCUUACUGACCUCCAGGAUUACUUGUCAAAAGACCCCGACGUCAGAGCUGUCUUUGGGAACAGGGGCCUGGGGGGCCCCCAGAAGGACGAGGAUCUUGGUCCCGCUGUGGAGACGGCCGUUUGCCGGGCGGUGCUGGAGCCCCUGAAGCCUGCACUGUGGACGCGACUCCGCACGCUCCGCGCCCAGGAACUAAGGCGACUGAGGCGGCGGCAAAUAGCCCUGCGGGUGGGGGCGGGGCCUCCAGGUGCUCAGGGGGCGGGGCUUGAGGGUCCAAGCCCCGCCCCCGCCCUGCGGAGCCGCAUCCACGCGCGCCUAGAGCACCUGCACGCCGCGUGCGCGCCGCGCCGCAAGGUGGCGCUCCUGCUGGAGGUGUGCAGCGACGUGUACUCGGGCCUGGCGGGCGGCGACAACCAAGAACCCCUGGGGGCCGACGCCUUCCUGCCGGCCUUGACCGAGGAGCUGAUCUGGAGUCCGCACAUUGGGGAGACACAGCUGGACGUGGAGUUUCUAAUGGAGCUCUUGGAUCCCGACGAGCUACGGGGAGAGGCCGGGUACUACCUGACCACGUGGUUUGGGGCGCUGCACCACAUCGCCCACUACCAGCCUGACGCGGGCCGCGCACCGCAGGGGCUCAGCUCCGAGGCCCGUGACUCCCUUCGCCAGUGGCACCGCAGGCGCACGCUGCACGGACAGAACCCACUUGGAGCCCAGGCCAACCUGCCAUUUGAGGAGCCAUGGGCAGUCGCCACUGUGCCAGGGGCCACUGAUGAUUAGCCGUCUCAGACCCUCUUUGCUCCUCAAGCAAGAUACAAAGGCGUCUGGGACAGUGCGGUUUAGGGACAGCAAGACGGAAGGGUGGGCUGGGGAUGUGGCUCAAGCGGUAGCGCGC
Molecule: messenger RNA, 1648 nt
Organism: Urocitellus parryii (Arctic ground squirrel)
Lineage: Eukaryota; Metazoa; Chordata; Mammalia; Rodentia; Sciuridae
Gene: Rinl
Product: Ras and Rab interactor like
Biological process (GO): vesicle-mediated transport
Cellular component (GO): cytosol; endocytic vesicle
Molecular function (GO): guanyl-nucleotide exchange factor activity; small GTPase binding
Source: RefSeq, a predicted model, not a curated record